Messenger RNA from Empidonax traillii (willow flycatcher), 4850 nucleotides. It is a transcript of the gene GNPTAB, whose product is annotated as N-acetylglucosamine-1-phosphate transferase subunits alpha and beta. Gene Ontology annotation, biological process: carbohydrate phosphorylation; N-glycan processing to lysosome. Bases 32 to 3727 code for a protein of 1231 amino acids. Gene Ontology annotation, cellular component: Golgi apparatus. The record is from RefSeq and is a predicted model, not a curated record. The transcript is spliced from 22 exons. Gene Ontology annotation, molecular function: calcium ion binding; UDP-N-acetylglucosamine-lysosomal-enzyme N-acetylglucosaminephosphotransferase activity. Lineage: Eukaryota; Metazoa; Chordata; Aves; Passeriformes; Tyrannidae.
GGCCGUGCGGGGCGGCAGCCGCCGGCGGGCCAUGCUGCUAAAGCUCCUGCAGCGCCAGACCUAUACCUGCCUGUCGCACAGGUAUGGGCCCUGCCUCUGCCUCGGGGGGCUCGUCCUCAUGAUCGUCUCCGCCCUGCAGUUCGGGGAGGUUGUCUUGGAGUGGAGUAGAGACCAGUAUCAUGUUAUGUUUGAUUCAUACAGAGACAACGUUGCUGGCAAAUCAUUUCAGAAUCGGCUGUGUUUGCCCAUGCCAAUUGAUGUGGUCUACACCUGGGUGAACGGCACAGAUGUUGAACUGAUCAAAGAAUUGCAACAGGUCAGGGAACAGAUGGAGGAAGAACAAAAAAUAAUGAGGGAAAUCCUUGGGAAGAACACAACAGAACCAACAAAAAAGAGCGAGAAGCAACUGGAGUGUUUGCUGACACACUGCAUCAAAGUGCCAAUGCUUGUCCUGGAUCCUGCACUGCCUAUCAACGUCACACUGAAAGACCUGCUGUCCAUUCAUCCUGCUUUACAAGCUGCUAACAAUAUGUUCUUUGUAGCAAAACCAAAAAAUCCUUCUACCAAUGUGACAGUAAUUGUUUUUGAUAGCCCUAAGGAUGUUGAAGCUGCCCAUUCUGGAAUGAUGAAAGACAACAGCAAACAGAUAGUAUGGAGGGCUUACUUGGCGUAUCUCUGUAUAAACACAAUCUUUUGUCAGGAUGAAGAUGUUCUGUUUAAGUUACAGCUUUAUUCAGAAGCCAGCGUGGCUCUCUUGCAACUGAAUAACCCUAAGGGUUUCCAAGAACUGAACAAGCAAGCAAAGAAGAACAUGACUAUAGAUGGGAAAGAACUGGUGCUUAAUCCUGCUUAUUUAUUAUGGGACCUCAGCUCUGUCAGUCAGUCCAAACAGGAUGAAGAUGUUUCUGCCAGCCGUUUUGAAGAUAAUGAAGAGCUGAGAUACUCCUUACGAUCAAUAGAGAGGCAUGCCCCUUGGGUACGACAUAUUUUCAUCGUCACCAAUGGGCAGAUUCCUUCCUGGCUUAACCUGGAUAAUCCUCGGAUAACUAUAGUGACACAUCAGGAAAUAUUUCAGAAUGUGAGUCAUUUGCCUACUUUCAGUUCACCAGCUAUUGAAAGUCAUAUACAUCGUAUCAGUGGCCUUUCUCAGAAGUUUAUUUAUCUCAAUGAUGAUGUUAUGUUUGGGAAGGAUGUUUGGCCUGAUGAUUUUUACAGUCACUCUAAAGGUCAAAAGGUUUACUUGACUUGGCCUGUGCCAAACUGUGCUGAGGGAUGUCCUGGCUCAUGGAUUAAAGAUGGUUACUGUGAUAAAGCCUGUAAUAACUCAGCAUGUGAUUGGGAUGGAGGCGAUUGCAUUGGUAACAGUGGGGGUAGUCGCUAUGUUGCUGGUGGAGGUGCAGUUGGAGGUAUUGGGAAUGGACCACCAUGGCAGUUUGGUGCAGGAAUAAGUGGUGUUUCAUACUGUAACCAAGGUUGUGCUAACUCCUGGCUGGCAGACAAAUUCUGUGAUCAGGCCUGCAACGUCCUCUCCUGUGGAUUUGAUGCUGGUGACUGUGGCCAGGAUCACUUUGAAGAGAUGUACAAGGUGACACUUCAGCUUAAUCAGACCUACUAUAUUGUUCCUAAAGGUGAAUGUCUGCCCUACUUCAGCUUCAGUGAAAUAGCCAAGAAAGGAAUUGAGGGUUCAUAUAGUGAUAAUCCAAUCAUCCGACAUGCUUCAAUUGCUAACAAAUGGAAGACUAUCCACCUCAUAAUGCAUAGUGGCAUGAAUGCAACUGUGAUCUAUUUUAACCUUACGUUCCUAAAUAAAAAUGAUGAAGAGUUUAAAAUUCAAGUAGCUGUUGAAGUUGAUACUAGAGAGGAACCAAAACCAAACAUAACUUCCACACAGAAAUCCAACUCUGAUUUUAAAAGUGUAACUUCAGUACCAGAAGCUGAAAUGAUAUUUGAGGAUAUUCCUGAAGAAAAACGCUUUCCACGAGUCAGGAGACGUCAAAAUGGCACAAAAGAGAGUCUGCAUGAAGAGGUGAUAAUACCAUCAGUAAAUGUGUCUCUUCUUCCUGAAAAUAUUCAGCUGGAACUGAAGAACCUGGACUUAAAACUACUAAAUGGUGAUAUCACUCAGAAAGGAUUUAAUCUAUCCAAGGCUGCUCUCCUGAGACCUUUCCAGUUCUUAACUACAGUGAAGAGUAUUAUAGACCUGGAAAAGAGGGGUGUGCAUAAUCAUUCAGAAGAUCUGAAGAACCAUACUAGCUUGCAGAAGCCUUAUAAAGAUGUAAAUAAUGGCAAAAUAAAACCAAUAAAAGCAAAUAAAGAUGUUUCUUCAAGGCCUGUGGGAACAAAGGGGACUCUUGUGACAAUGAACACAAAUGAAUCUAUUUAUAAAGGAAAACCUAAAGCCACACUUCCCUCCCAGAGCAUGGGGAAAAAAAAUGAUACUCGGGAAAAAGUAUUGAAUGCACUCAUAUUAAGGGAAACACAGAAAUCAAAACAUACUGGGAAUUUAGAUACUGGAGAAGGCGUACAGGGAAUGGAAGGCGGAAAAGAGCAGGAGCAGGUGGAUACAAAUAAAAGGGAGGGGCUAGUGGGAAGAAAAUUACAGUCUUAUGCUGGAAGUUACCAAGGCUUUUUGCCGUGGGAGAAAAAGAAGUAUUUCCAGGACCUUCUUGAUGAAGAAGAGUCAUUACUCAAACAAAUGUCGUACUUUACUGAAGGCAAGCAUUUUGGAAGGCAGCUGAAAGAUACCUUUGCUGAUUCCCUUCGAUAUGUAAAUAAGCUUUUAAACAGCAAGUUUGGAUUUACAUCUCGUAAAGUCCCCGCUCAUAUGCCUCACAUGAUUGACCGCACUGUUAUGCAAGAGCUGCAGGACAUGUUUCCUGAGGAGUUUGACAAGACAUCAUUUCACAAAGUGCGGCACUCAGAAGAUAUGCAGUUCGCUUUUUCGUACUUCUACUAUCUUAUGAGUGCAGUUCAGCCACUGAACAUCUCUCAGAUCUUUGAUGAGGUUGAUACGGACCAGUCAGGCAUCUUGUCUGACCGAGAGAUUCGCACGUUGGCCACGAGAAUCCAUGAACUACCACUAAGUUUGCAGGAUUUGACAGGUCUAGAACAAAUGCUAAUAAAUUGCUCUAAAGCUCUUCCUGCCAACAUUACUCAGAUCCACGUUAUUCCUCCGACUCAAGAAGCGUAUUAUGAUCCAAAUCUGCCUCCAGUAACCAAAAACCUAGUGACUAAUUGCAAACCUGUGACCGACAGAAUUCGUAAGGCGUACAAGGACAAAAACAAAUACAGGUUUGAAAUCAUGGGAGAAGAGGAAAUUGCCUUCAAAAUGAUUCGCACAAACGUUUCUCAUGUAGUUGGUCAACUGGAUGACAUACGAAAAAAUCCCAGAAAAUUUGUUUGCCUAAAUGACAAUAUUGAUCACAAUCAUAAGGAUGCUCAAACAGUGAAAGCAGUGCUUAGGGAUUUUUAUGAAUCAAUGUUUCCCAUACCUUCCCAAUUUGAACUGCCAAGAGAAUAUCGGAAUCGUUUCCUUCACAUGCAUGAACUCCAAGAAUGGAGGGCAUAUAGAGACAAGCUCAAGUUUUGGACCCAUUGUGUUCUAGUAACACUUAUUGUAUUUACAGUCAUCUCAUUUUUUGCUGAACAGCUAAUUGCACUUAAACGAAAGAUUUUUCCAAGGAGAAGGAUCCAAAAAGAAGCUGGUCAUGAACGAAUCAAAGUGUAGAAGAGCUUUAUUUUGGAGAUCAGUCUACCUCAAGAUGUGAUUAAGCAUUUUAAAUCUUUCUUUCAUAAGUGUCUUUUCUGGUUUAACAUUUAGCUACAUUGAUAUGAAGAAAAAAAUCAUGCAUCUAGAGUUAGAAUCUCUGCAGUAAUUUCAUGAUAUAAAAGCUGUUGGAACUGUGAUAACACAAAAUAACAAAAAAUAAUUGCAGGAAACCUGUGCAUAGGCAGUUUUCAACAGAUCUUAUUUUAUGACUCUUAGUUCCUUGGCCAUGUUAUCCUUUUUUAUAAAAAGGGUUACCUAAACAAAUGUAACUGCAUUUAUUGCAGUGGAUAUUGCCAACGAGAUAAAAUGUUGGAAGGAAAUGUUAUUUGGGAUCAGCCUAACAAGUCCUUAGUCUUGCAUUCCAAAGCAUUUUGCAAAUUUCUGUCAUUGCUGCUUUUUUUAGACCUAUGGGGAAAUUGGUAAUUAUGUGACUUGUCAUUUAAAUUUAGUAUACAUUUAUAGAUGUUGGCAUUCUUUAAAGCACAGUGACAAUUCAUCUUCCUAUUUGUAGUAUUUAACUGGGAUUUGGAAGAAAUGUAUGCUAAUAAAAAAAUUACACAGUAAUAAAACAUCUAAUGGUUAUUUGAAAGGUAUUUUAUAUCUGGUGUAUUCUACUCCAGAGAAUACAAUUAUGUUAUUUCUUGCCUUGAUUACAAAGAGAGGGUUGUAAUGAAAUGAGAAUGAUCAAGGAAUAAUAUUUUACAAGCAUUGUAACUAUAAAAGCAAAAGUGCCUCUCUAUAUGAAUGGGUAACAAAGUUCUAGAGUAGAAAAGUUUGGGAGCAGUGUUUCACUUUGGAAAACAAUGUUUGUACUGAUAUACAAAGCUUUGGUGUUUUUAAAUUUAAAAAGAGGGUUUGGCCCUGUGUUUUGCUGAGACAUCAGAGUAAUGUUGUUUUAUGUGGGAAAGGGUACUGAAUCUUUUCAAGCAGAAACUUUUGGUGGUGUAUGUUCAGUUAAUUGUGUUAAGAGUAUUCAAAAAAGCAUUAAUUUUUGUAAUCAGAUGAUGUACAAAAUGUAUGUGAAUAUGUAUUGUAAGAUACUUGGUUUGCUUUGAAAUUAACUAAAAUAUGAUGGAAGUUU